Ceratotherium simum simum (southern white rhinoceros) is the source of this 1563-nucleotide messenger RNA. The record is from RefSeq and is a predicted model, not a curated record. NCBI's taxonomy places the organism in Eukaryota, Metazoa, Chordata, Mammalia, Perissodactyla, Rhinocerotidae.
CGCGCGGCCGCCGCCGCCAGGUGUUCUGUGCUAUGUUGGCGCCGGGCCGGGAGCGGAGAUGCCGGCCGCGGGCCGGGAGUGAGCGAUGACCAGGCUCCUGAGCGUGGCGCACAGAGUCGCUUUGGCCGUGGUGCGCUGCAGUGGCCGCGGCUGCGGGGGGCUCAGCAUGUUCUAUGCCGUGCGGAGGGGCCGCAAGGCCGGGGUCUUCCUGACCUGGAAUGAGUGUAGAGCGCAGGUGGACCGGUUUCCUGCUGCCAGAUUUAAGAAGUUUGCCACAGAAGAGGAGGCCUGGGCCUUCGUCAGGAACUCUGCAAGCCCCAACGGUUCGGAAGGGCAGAAAAACGAACAUGUACAAGAAUCACAAGUGAAAGCCAGCAAGCGACUCCGUGAGCCCUUGGAGGGAGACGAUGGUGAAAACGCAGAGCCAUGUGCAAAGCAUGUGAAACAGAGCACAGACUCCAUACCAUCAGUCAGCAAAGACACGUUUUCUUAUAUGGGAGAAUUUGUCGUCGUCUACACUGACGGCUGCUGCUCCAGUAAUGGGCGGAGGAGGGCACGAGCAGGAAUCGGUGUUUACUGGGGGCCAGGCCAUCCUUUAAAUGUAGGCAUUAGGCUUCCCGGACGACAAACAAACCAAAGAGCAGAAAUUCAUGCAGCCUGCAAAGCCAUCGAGCAGGCGAAGGCUCAGAACAUCAGUAAGCUGGUUCUGUACACGGACAGCAUGUUUACUAUCAAUGGUAUCACAAACUGGGUUCAGGGUUGGAAGAAAAAUGGAUGGAGAACGAGCACAGGGAAAGAGGUGAUCAACAAAGAGGACUUUGUGGAGCUGGAGAGACUUACCCAGGGCAUGGACAUCCAGUGGAUGCAUGUUCCUGGUCAUUCGGGAUUUAUAGGCAAUGAAGAAGCUGACAGAUUAGCAAGAGAAGGAGCUAAGCAAUCUGAAGACUGAAUGAAGUAAUUUUAAUUCUUGGGAAAACUUGAGCUGGUGACUGUUUUCUUACCUUUACUUACUGGUAUGAAAAACGAAACUACAGGAGGACCAUCGCAGUAGAUGGGGAAACAAACUGUCAAACUAAAUCAGGAAGGCUUGGUGGCAUUCUGUGAUACUAUGUGAUAAAAAGUAGUUAAAUGUAUAAUAAAUUGAGCAUCCUUUGAGAUUUGAGAGUUAUUUGAGAUUUCAGCGUUAUGCUUUAUUGGGCUUGAUACCAUUCUCAUUAGUUUUAUUGCAGUCUGGACAAAAAUUUAGGGACUUUGAUUUAAUAAGGAUGAAUAAAACAUUGGUUAAAAAAUACAGACGGGAAGUCUAGAAGUGUUCUGAAAGAGUUCAUUUACCUUCCAGUUGGGAGGAUUGAGUCUAAGGAUUUUCGGGUCACCAUGUGCCUGUGUGCCGGUUACUGCCUUGCCAGGUGCAGCCCAUGUGGGCCCACAGCUUGGCAGAGAAUGUGGGCUGGGUCUUACCUGGCUGGGCACCCAUGUACAGGGCAAGCCUGCACACAGGUAGCCCUGGCUACUCGACCAUUAUAUAGGAACAACUACAACUAUUAAAGACCUAGAUGUGUAAAU